Messenger RNA from Brassica napus (rape), 1116 nucleotides. RefSeq names its product probable protein phosphatase 2C 74. The annotation marks the transcript as partial. Gene Ontology annotation, biological process: protein dephosphorylation. The record is from RefSeq and is a predicted model, not a curated record. NCBI's taxonomy places the organism in Eukaryota, Viridiplantae, Streptophyta, Magnoliopsida, Brassicales, Brassicaceae. The transcript is spliced from 5 exons. Gene Ontology annotation, molecular function: cation binding; protein serine/threonine phosphatase activity.
AAAUUCUUGAAUGGCUCUACCGAUCAUGCGUCUCUCUUCUCCCAACAGGGCAAGAAAGGUCCUAACCAGGACGCCAUGAUUGUCUGGGAGAAUUUUGGGUCAAUGGAGGACACUGUAUUUUUUGGUGUAUUUGAUGGACAUGGUCCUUACGAUCACGUUAUCGCAAAGAGAGUCAAGAAUUUGCUUCCGCUCAAAUUAGGCUCUCACUUGGAGUCCUAUCUCUCCUGCGAGGAGGUUCUUAAAGAGAUCAGCCUCAACACUGCUGACAGAAUGACCUCUGACAGCCUUGUGCAAAUAUCUGCUAAUGGUGAAUCCCAAGUCUACAACAAGGAUCAGGAUAUGGUUCAGAUGCUGUUGACCUCGAUUGUUAAAGCCUACAGAUUCAUGGACAAGAAAUUGAAGAUGCAAGUGGAUGUUGAUUGCUUUUGUAGUGGUACUACUGCAGUUACUAUGGUUAAGCAGGGUCAACAUCUUGUUGUUGGAAACAUUGGGGAUUCAAGAGCAGUAUUGGGUACGAGGAAUAAAGAGAAUAAACUUGUUCCUUUUCAGUUAACUGAAGAUAUCAAACCAGAUGUUCCAGCUGAAGCAGCAAGGAUAAAGAGAUGGAAAGGACGUAUAUUUGCUCUCGGGGAUGAACCAGGAGUUGCCCGCCUCUGGCUUCCUAACCACAACUCACCUGGUCUGGCCAUGGCGCGUGCUUUUGGAGAUUUUUGCCUUAAGGACUUUGGUCUCAUUUUUGUGCCUGACGUGUCCUACCGACGCCUCACUGAGAAAGAUGAAUUUGUUGUCUUGGCAACUGAUUGGAUAUGGGAUGUAUUAACGAAUGAAGAAGUUGUGGAGAUUGUAGCGAAAGCACCAACACGUUGCACAGCUGGUCGAGCAUUGGUGGAAGCUGCAGUGAGGAAUUGGAGAUGGAAGUUCCCCACUUCAAAAGUCGAUGACUGCGCUGUAGUUUGCCUCUUCUUUGACUCGAAACCAGACAAAUUAUCAACUGCUUCUUUCUCAGUGGCUAAAUACAUCAGCAAUGGCCUUACUGAACCUGAUACAACAUCAAAGUCAACUCCAGGCUCGGGAACCGAAUCACCUGAGCUCAAUGGUGUCGAAGAGUCGACAUAA